Thelazia callipaeda (thelaziosis nematode) is the source of this 654-nucleotide messenger RNA. Lineage: Eukaryota; Metazoa; Nematoda; Chromadorea; Rhabditida; Thelaziidae. The record is from the annotation of a GenBank genome assembly.
AUGUUUAUAGGUGUAGCUGUCAUGGAUUUAAAACCGAACCAUACAAUCUAUAUAAAUAACCUGAAUGAGAAAACUAAGAAAGAAGAGCUUAAAAAGGCACUCUUUGCGAUAUUUUCACAGUUUGGACAGAUUGUGGAUAUUAUGGCAUUCAAAACACUGAAAAUGCGUGGGCAGGCACAUGUCAUUUUCAAAGAAAUAAGCUCGGCGACCAAUGCUUUGCGUGCGAUGCAAGGUUUCCCUUUUUAUGAUAAACCUAUGCGUAUACAAUUCGCGCGAGAAGAUUCUGAUGUUAUUGCGAAAGCUAAAGGCACUUAUGUUGAUCGACCAAGAAAACAGCAACCAUCAAAACAGAAUGUUGGAGAUAAAAGAAAAAAGUCUAGUCAUCAAAAAGAAAAUAAAAAGAUGCGAAUGGACAAAAACUAUAAUGGGAAGGCCGACAAUGCUGAAAGAGUGAAUCCACCAAAUAAAAUAUUGUUUUGCACCAACUUGCCGGAGGAAACAACCGAACAAAUGCUUACGUUGCUGUUUAAUCCGCCAGACAUUGCAUUUGUUGAAUUUGAAACAGAAGCAGAAGCAACUGCAGCUCGUCUGGGUCUAAACAAUUUUAAAAUUACACCUUCCCAACCAAUGUAUGUUAAUUAUGCAAAUAAGUAA